Messenger RNA from Elaeis guineensis (African oil palm), 3135 nucleotides. Its product is annotated as putative lipoxygenase 5. Gene Ontology annotation, biological process: lipid oxidation. Gene Ontology annotation, molecular function: oxidoreductase activity, acting on single donors with incorporation of molecular oxygen, incorporation of two atoms of oxygen; metal ion binding; protein binding. NCBI's taxonomy places the organism in Eukaryota, Viridiplantae, Streptophyta, Magnoliopsida, Arecales, Arecaceae. The record is from RefSeq and is a predicted model, not a curated record.
CCUUUGCCACCGGAACCAUAUUGCAAGAACCAAGUCAGCAGAGAAAGGAGGUGGGGGACGCACCUCUUCUUUAACCCAAACAUCCACACAAGUGAGAUUUUGGGAAGCAAAAAAAAAAAGAAGAAGCUAAUGGCGGCUUCUAUCGAAAGCUUGGGCACUUCUUUGAUCCAAAGAUUGCCUCUCCUUCCUUCCUCGAGCUCUCGAAUUUUUCGAGGGGAGCAGAGCAACCUCGGCUUCCAACCUGCUCUGUUUCCGUUGACACAAAGGAGUCUUCAUAGGGUGAAUAGAGCUGUGAGAGCUCCGGUGGCGGCGGCGGUCACAGAGAAAGUGGUGAAGGUGGUGGCAGAGAAGCCAGUGAGGUUUAAGGUUCGGGCAGCGUUGACGGUGAGGAAGAAGAAAGAGGAGGAUUUGAAAGAGAAGAUUGCAAGCCAGCUCGAUGCCUUCUCGGAUAAGAUUGGAAGGAACGUCGUUUUGGAGCUCGUCAGCACCGAGAUCGAUCCAUGGACACAAAAGCCGAAGAGAAGCAACAAGGCAGUGCUUAGGGACUGGUUUGAGAAGAAGAAUGUGAAGGGGGAGAGGGUGGUGUACACAGCUGAAUUCAUGGUGGACUCCAGCUUCGGCAUGCCGGGAGCCAUCACGGUGCUGAAUCGGCACCAGAAGGAGUUCUUCUUAGAAAGCAUCGUCGUCGAGGGCUUCGCCUGUGGUCCUGUCCACUUCUCUUGCUACUCCUGGGUCCAACCCACCAAAAUUCACCCCAGCGAGAGGGUCUUCUUCAACAACAAGCCAUAUUUGCCAGCAGAGACACCUCCUGGUCUGAAGGAACUAAGGGAGAGGGAGUUGGAGGAGCUAAGAGGCGACGGAAUGGGCGAGAGGAAGCUCACUGAUAGAAUUUACGAUUUCGAUACUUAUAAUGACUUAGGCAACCCUGACAAGGGAUUCGAGUACGCAAGGCCGAUCACCGGAGGAGACAAAAUGCCAUAUCCAAGAAGAUGUAGAACAGGGAGGUCCCCAACCAAUACAGAUGUGCAUGCAGAGAGCAGAAGGGAGUAUCCCUCGCCAAUAUAUGUGCCUCGUGAUGAAGCAUUUGAGGAGGGUAAGCAAGAGAUGUUAUCGGCCGGUGCACUGAAAGCAUUGCUCCACAACCUUGUGCCAUCUUUCGUCGCAUCCAUUUCUCCGGAGAGCCAUGACUUCAAGGCCUUCCACGACAUCGACAACCUCUUCAAAGAAGGCCUUCGCUGGAAGAAGACCUUGCAGGACCAACUCUUCCAUAAGAUUCCAUUUGUGAGCAAGAUUGAAGAGUCCAGCGAGGCCCUGCUCCGAUUCGACACCCCGGACAUCAUAACAAAGGACAAGUUUGCGUGGCUGCGAGAUGACGAGUUCGCUCGGCAGGCACUCGCCGGCAUUAACCCCGUCAACGUAGAGAGGCUUCAGGUGUUCCCUCCUGUUAGCAAGCUCGAUCCCACCAUAUAUGGUCCUCCUGAAUCUGCCAUCAAAGAGGAGCACAUUAUUGGCCAUCUCGGUGGCAUGUCAGUCCAACAGGCAUUGGAGGAGAACAAGCUAUUCAUGUUGGAUUACCAUGAUGUUUACCUCCCAUUUCUUGACCGGAUCAAUGCCCAAGAUGGGAGGAAAGCCUAUGGCACAAGAACUCUAUUUUUCCUCACUCAACUUGGGACUCUGAAGCCAAUAGCCAUUGAGCUCAGUCUCCCACCAGCAACCCCUGGUUGCUCGAGAGCGAAACGUGUCCUCACACCACCCACCGAUGCCACAAACAACUGGCUCUGGCAACUCGCCAAGGCCCACGUCUGCUCCAAUGAUGCUGGGGUCCACCAACUUGUCAACCACUGGUUGAGGACACAUGCGUGCUUGGAGCCCUUCAUAAUAGCUGCGCAUCGACAACUAAGCGCGAUGCAUCCAAUCUUCAAGCUGCUCAAGCCCCAUAUGCGUUACACCCUUGAGAUCAAUGCUCUUGCUCGCCAAAUCCUCAUCAGUGGUGGUGGAGUCAUCGAGUCUGGCUUCACCCCUGGAUCAUGUUGCAUGGAGAUGAGUGUCUCCUUCUAUCGGGAUCACUGGCGUUUCGACCGAGAGGGCCUCCCUGCCGAUCUCAUUAGAAGAGGCAUGGCAAUAGAGGACCCUAGCCAACCCCAUGGGCUAAAGCUUCUCAUAGAGGACUACCCCUACGCCAACGAUGGCCUCCUCCUUUGGUCCGCCCUCCAGGCCUGGGUCCGGACCUACGUCCACGCCUACUACCCGAACCCCCACGUCGUCCAAGCCGACCCCGAGCUCCAAGCCUGGUACGCCGAAGCCGUCCGCGUGGGCCACGCCGACAAGAGCGGCGCCGACUGGUGGCCCCGGCUCAGCUCCCCCGCCGACCUUGCCUCCCUGCUCACCACCCUCCUCUGGCUCGCGUCGGCUCAGCACGCCGCGCUCAACUUCGGGCAGUACCCGCUCGGCGGCUACAUCCCGAACCGGCCCCCUCUCAUGCGCCGGCUCGUCCCCGCCGAGGGCGACCCCGAGUACGACAACUUCCUCGCCGAUCCCCACCGAUUUUUUCUCUCCGCGCUCCCGAGUUUGACCCAGGCGACGACUUUCAUGACGGUCAUCGACACGCUCUCGACGCACUCGGAGGACGAGGAGUACCUCGGGGAGCGCCGCGAUUCGUAUACGUGGACAGGGGAUGCCGCGAUGGUGGACGCGUGGCAUACUUUCGCCGCGGAGGUGAGGCGCGCCGAGGAGGAGAUCACGAGGAGGAAUGCUGAGCCGGCGAGGAGAAACCGCUGCGGCGCCGGGGUUUUGCCGUAUGAAUUACUGGCUCCCAGUUCGCCUCCUGGGAUCACGUGCAGGGGAGUGCCCAACAGCGUCUCCAUUUGAGUUGAGAGUUUUUCUUCUUCUUUUUAUUUAACUUGAUAAGUGGCCUUUUUUUUUUUUUAAUGACAAGGAGAGUUUUUGGGCUAUUUCUGUGUAGUAUAGUGUAGUGUAAAUAUACAAUAAGGCUGUUUGUAUAUGGAAGAGCCAAGACAUGGAUAUCAUGAUAGCAAUGUAAUUAGUGGUGGGCAAGCAUUGUUUGCCAUGUAUUAUUCUAAAAAUGAUGACUACAUUAGUCGGUGAUUAAUUAUCAAAUCCGUUUUAUCCAAAAAA